AUGAUCUCACUGGACUUCAAUUUUUAUGUUUUGACAAGGGACCUGUCCCUUUAUCUGGAAAAUCAAGUGAAAGUUGGACUUUUUGGAUCUGGAGUACUGUCACUGGUGCUCGGCUUCAGCGCAGCUUAUGCCUACUAUUACUUGAUCUCUGUCGCGAAGGUAGGGGGGGUCACAGAGGCUGCUUUGAAUAAUUAUUAUUUGGGAUACAUUGUAACCGGCAACUUGUCUUGUAAUUAUUCGAAUGUGGCAUAAAGGUUAUUAUGAGGACUAUUGCUCGCGCUUUUGCGCAUCAAGCCGGCUCAGUUGCUGCAUGGUUUGCUGAGGGGGCGGAUUUAUUACAGUAGCAUACGUGCAUCUGCGGUACUGCACAUGCGAUAUAAUGACAUAUCUCAAUUAAAUGCUAUCGUAUGAUUUUUCUCCAGACUAAAUGUGAAAAUUCAAAAUGUGUACAAUUAGGCCUAGGUUACAUAUUUACAAAUGUUUAAUUGCUAUUUAGGCCGCAGAUAUUUUAUAGAGAGUCCUUUGUUGGUUUUGUAAUCUGAAAUGUCGAUCAUGUAGGCUCGUUUUUGCUAUUGUUAUACAAGCUGUCAGAAAUCUUCAUGCAGUGUUUGUUCUUUACCUACUGUAGUUAUACUGCAUAUUCAGAAAUUAAUGGAUUUUCCAAUAUUCGAUUUCCCCCAUAAUGAAAUGCAUAGGCCUAUAUAACAUUAGGCGAAUGUUUGAUUAUAAUAACACCUACUAGAACAGCCUUGCAUUCUAUUCUUUGUUAUACAGGUUCAGAGAUAUGCUGAACAUGUAUAUGGGCCUUUAUGCUCUGAUAGGACAGAUGUGUUUGAUAUUGUGGUGACCUCAUAUAAUCCCAGUUACAACACUGCCUACUGUCACUGUGUUCUCAUGACCUCUCCUUCAUCUCCACUAGUGACUGCAGAAUGUCCCUAAAACUCACCAAAACAUUUUAUCUUUUCUGACACUUUACACAGUCCUCUAGACAAAAAUUAGGGCAACAUAAAAUAUUGAGAUUCCAGUCUUGAUAUUGCAUUACAAUUACACUAUAGUUGUUGAGAUCCUUCCUUUGGAAUAUGAUGCACCAUGAAUGCAAAGACACUAGGCAAAUAACAAUAUGGAACAAUGAAAUAUGACUCAUGUUGACAUGUCAUUUAUGAAAGUGCAAGACAAAGAUAAUUCGAUAUCAUGUGAUUUAAGUGACGAGGCUGCACUAUGUUAUCAAGGGUAUUGUAAGGGUGGGGUGGUGUAGAUUGUGAAUGAUGAAGUAUAAUGAACUGUUUUCAGGAGAUUGUUUGUCAUCAGUAGUAUACAUUGUGUUAGUUCAAUUUAGGAAAGGCACAACAAUGUAUCUUUGACUUGCAUGGCCAGACAUUCCUCCUCCAUUUCUCCUCAAUAAUGUCAUUAUUUGAAAGCCACAUCACUCACUCACACUGUUCAUGUCUUGUAUUGCAGAAGCCCCAACUGAUUUCUGGUGGUAAGAAGUUCUACCAGUUCCUGCGGGACCAAUGUCCCGUGGUGUCAGAGACCUACUACCCCACCUUCUGGUGCUGGGAGAGCCGGAUCCAGACACUGCUUAGACCAUUCGUCACAGCUAAACCGGGGGUCAGCUACAGAAAGUAA
Molecule: messenger RNA, 1626 nt
Organism: Coregonus sp. 'balchen'
Lineage: Eukaryota; Metazoa; Chordata; Actinopteri; Salmoniformes; Salmonidae
Source: the annotation of a GenBank genome assembly